ACCAGUCAUAUUGACAAGUAUAACAAUUAACGCGACAGGCCACCUUCUCGUUUCGCUUACGAGUGCAGCCCUCUCCUCGUUGUAAGCCGCUACUGCAGUAUUAACCGUAAUAUCUCGCUCUAGAUCGCAAGAGAAUGCUGCGACAAGGAGGUGCAAUCAUCAUCAACGGGGUCGCUCUGCAGAGCUGCCUUCGCGCUGGCGCUGGGACAGCAGCAUCAGGAUGCCCCUCACCACUGAGCGGCAGCGCUGCUACUCUCACCUUGCCUCAUCUCGCGUGCUGCGCCACUGCUCGCACCGGCACCUGCCAGUGCGCUAGCUCUAGCCGCCAAGCUCAUGCGCCUGGGUGCAGCUGCUCCGCAUGUUCCGCGGCGCCCUGCAGCGCUAGGGGUGGCGCCGUGCCGGCCGCGUGGCGAACCGCGACGCCCCAUCCCUCGGAGCCGGCGUCGCGCGCAGCCCCUUCCCACACCCUUGCGGGCGGGUGGCCAGGGGCCGCGCCUCCCUCUGCAUCCAUCUCCACCUCCUUCCCCUUCGCUCUCCGCGCGCUCCACACUUCCGCCGCCGCGUCCACGGCGGCGACGCCCGCGCGGGCCGCCGCGCAAGCGGCCACCGCUGUCGCUGCCGCGGAUGCAGACGCUGACGCUGAGCGCGGGCGGCGCAGCCGGCGGCCGCAGGCCGCUGAAGACUCCGCGCCUGGUGGUCGCACGGGGCACGGUUCCGGUGGCCUGCCUGCUGAUGGGGAGGAAGCGGAGCUGCAGGCGGUGCUGUCCAAGCUGGUGGGUGGGCUGACCCGGAGCGGCCGCAAGGCCAGGGCGCGGCGCAUCGUGGAGGGCGCGCUGGACGCCAUGCGGCGACACCUGAAGAGGGGCGGCGUGGAGGAGCUCAAGUGAUUGCGCUUGCAGUGGUGACGGUUGUGGUGGGGAUGGGGAUGGUUGCGCGGAUGGCGACUUGAAUGGGUGUAUGCGCAGCUCCUGUUGCAACUUGCGUGUUUGCAUGCGCUUGACCAUAAGUAGUUAGUUGUUGUCGCCUGACCCCGCGUGGUAGCAGAAUCAAAGUAUUCAGCCAGCCAAUGUUGCUGACGUCAAGGAGCCGAAGUGUAGGGUUUGGCGCGUGUCAGGUUGAGUUUCGGCUUGCGGACUUGGGACACGCUUUCGCGGGCAUAUAAGGGCAGGCGGAAUAGCCCAUAAAGGAGUGUGCAUGGACACGUGUGUGCCUGCAAGUGUUGACGCGGAUGAUGAUGAUAUGAUGUGGGUGACUAGGCGGCUAGCCCUGUGGCAAGUGGCAGGGACGCAGCAGGAAGGUUAGCAGGCGGUCAGGACCUGAGCCAGGGACGGUCUAGAAGGCUCUUCCCUGUGGUGCGUGUCGGUACUCCUGCAGCUAUGACUGAGAGCCGCUGUAGACCAGCAGCAGGCACUGUAAUACUGUCUGGCU
Molecule: messenger RNA, 1428 nt
Organism: Chlamydomonas reinhardtii
Lineage: Eukaryota; Viridiplantae; Chlorophyta; Chlorophyceae; Chlamydomonadales; Chlamydomonadaceae
Exons: 2
Coding region: 135-887 (250 amino acids)
Source: RefSeq, a predicted model, not a curated record